UAAAAGAGCGAACACAAGCGCAAGUGGAUGUAGGAACGACAAGAUUCCCGGUGCACAGGAUAGAAUGAAUCGUCGGGACGACCCGCUGUUACGGCAGCAUCAUAGCCGUUUGCUGCAAUUGGCCGAGGCGACGAACAUCAAGCCUGGCCGUGGCAGCGGGAAAAGACGCGGACAGAGACAGUCGCAUUUCGGGUCCAGCAACGGCGGACCCAGUCGCGGCGUGACGCUCCAGGAUAUCGUGAGAAGCGAUCCUGGAUACACGCCGAACAUCGAGCACUUAGUGUUUCCGGAACGCAAAAGCAGCAAUCCGAAUUUGGCGGUUGUUGCCGAUGGCUCGCCGCCAGCCAAGCCCAAAUCGACGAGUUCGGGAAGGUCCAGACUCGCCGAGGUCUUUGCUCGUCAUUACGCGCGAGGCUCCUCGCAGGAUUCGUCCGUUGCGUCCAGAAAGAAUCAUGUCAACAGCACGUCGCUGGAUAGUGGGAGCACGAUAGGUCAUCAGCCGGGGCCCGCCGGGCCCACGGUGGUGACGCGGAACGCCGGACGCCGCUGGCUGUCGCAGAACUCGCAGUCCUCGAGGCAGCACUCUACCGAGGACGGGGUACGUGGGGGAAGUGUGGGCGUCGGAGGGCCCGUUUCGACCUCGUCCUCGAGUCAGGCCCCUGGUCAGGCCGCGCCACCCGCUUUGCCGCCGCGGCGAGUCAGUCCGGCCGCGGACGCAAGUGAGAUCGCCAACGCCGCGGGUCAAAUCUCACGUGUCGACAGAGGUCCGAACGUGUCGAUUCUUCAUCUCCGCAACGCGUCGGUGGACCCUUGGGAGGUUGGCUCUCAAGGCUCGUCGUACAGCGUUGGCAGCAACAAGAGUCAGACAGCAGGCGGCAGAGACAAAUCCGGCGGGAACGCGCGCGGUUCGUACAGCCGCGGCAGUUCGAUACCAUCCCUGAAACGUCACGACACAUCCACGUCGACCACGUCGAGCCACAAGCAGCACCGUCAAGACAGCCAUGGCCAGAUUUCCUCGAAUUCCCGCCGACGCGAGGCCGUGAAUUCCUUCUUGUCGGGCAACAGCGGCACGUCCGGCGAGCUGUUCAUCAGCGGCGACUGCAGCCGCGAGUUGUCGCCCGUACGAUGGUGCGAUCGCGAGGUCGACGGCGUCUAUCUCGGCCGUUCUGGCUGGGUUCAGGUGCAACAACGAUCUCUGGACGAGAAUCGUCGCACGAACUACGACAGCAAUUUGGUGACUGCGACCACCGGCACUUUGCCGCUGUCGCGACGGACGGCUGUGAAGUUGGCGGAUUAUCAUUGCAACAGCGAGCCCGGCAAGUGUCCGCAAGAUUACUCCCGAACACUAGACUCACAGCGACCGGACUAUCUGGCGCUGCAUCACAGCCAGGACUUCGAUUCCAUCACCACUAGCGCUUGCACGUCGCCCCACAGCAUACCCGAAUCCUUCUCGCCGCCGUCGAUCACGCCGAUUAUCUCGCCGCCGCCGGCGUUCCAGGACGCUGUAGCUGGCAAGAAAUCAUCGUCCAGACACUUGUCCGGAGGACGUAACAGUUACGGCAGCAAGGCGCCUUUCCUGCCGCGAUCGAACGCAAUCGUCGACAGCGAUAUCAUCAGUCCGCCACCCUCGCCGCCGCCGCAUCAGGUCAACUGGAGCUCCCUGCCGUCCAGGAAGAAUUCCGCGAUAUCGUCCAGAUCGAAGAGGCAGAACCACACCAGCCAACAGCAACAGCAACAACAGCAGUAUCGCAUGGCGCAAGCCAAAUCCCUGGAAGACCAGUCGUCCUCCAGACGAUCACAGUUCGCGCAAAGAUAUAUUGAGUCGUCCAGCUCGUCAUCGUCGUCAAUGGGAUUCAGAAGUCUCGACAGCUGCGUCACUAAAUCUAUUAUGCCCAGCUUAGCGGAAAAUACUGAUUCUUCGGUCGAAGGAUACGACGAUGGCGACGAGGAUGAUAAUCCCAGCUCAUCCUUAAACCUCAGUCUGGUGUCGUCAUCGGCUCUCGCGUUGAACUCGUCCACAGAAUCGAUCCGCGCCAACGGCGAACGAAUUUCUCCCAACAGACAAGGGAGACUUCACAGAAGCCAGCAAGGACUCCGGAGAUCGCCGGGAUCCUCCGAGUCCGGGAAGCAGAUGUUCUCGCCUUCCUCGUCGUCAUCGUCGUCCAGCAGCGAGGGUCGACAGGGACGAUCGCCCACGCCUAACCCCUUCAGACGCAGCAACGCUUCGCGACAGCAUCAGAGCGCGAGGACCAAUCAGAUGUCGCCCGAUUCUCAUCAGUCCCGGGUCAGGAGAUCCAGAAGUCUGCAAUUGCCGGAGAAGAGAUCACCGGGAACGGGCGGACCGCAGAGAGAUCAUCCCCGGGAGUCGAAUGAGGGACACAGAGUGGUCGUGAAGAUCGUGAACGAUCGAGGAAGCGAGAGGCCGAAGCGCCAUGUUCUUCAAAACAGAAAAGCUCAAUCUACCGACGACACUGUGAACGAGAAUCUUCUUCGCGAGACAGAAAUGGUGACCGAAUACCUGUACGGUACUCGAAGUCGCGUCGUGCCGAGAAGCGCGCUAUCGAGUCGCUACGAGCGUCGCGACGAGAAUCAAGAACAGAGACGAGGAACUUCCAACACCUACGACGUCUACAUUAUAUCCUCCAAGCAGCAACAGCAGCAACAGCAAUUAUCAAAAGCAUCCAAUGCCACGCAGCAGCAGCAGCAGCAACAGGCGCAGCAACAGACGCAGCAACAGACGCAGCAGCAGCAGCAGCAACAACAACAACAACAACAACAACAACAAAGACGACCGCGCACGUUGCAAAGAGGCGCAACGACGCCGAAUACGAGCGCUCCAAUCGCCAGUCAAGAUUUCUGCAUCAGUCCGGACACGAAGCUGCGCUGCAACAGCAGCACGUGUGACUUCUGGCCUCAUUGUUCUCAAAGAGAGACUCUGUACUCGCCGAAUCAGGCGCCACCGGUCUUCAUGAAAGUCUCCCAAAGCUAUCCGGCUCAUCAGAGAUUGUCCACUGACGCCGGAAGCCACCGAGGCAGUGCCAGUUCGUCGCCGGCUUCCCUGGAACGGAUGGACGAUCGAGAACUUCGCGAAAAGGACAACGCGAGAAAGAGGAGCAAUCAACAGAACAAUUCCAAGUAUCAAGAGAGACCCAAAGGUGUCUUGAAGCAAACAAACAGAUGGUCACCGCUCGAGGGAUCCAAUGGAAAUGGAUCCGGAGUGGAGAAGAGAGAUCAAAUGCACCACCGAGUGUAUCGAAAGCCCGAUUUUCCGAGUUCGUACGAGAACGCCGACAGCAAGGACAGAAGAGUGUCGCCCAUUCAAGGAAUGAACGUCAGCAGAUCGCCCAGCAGCGGUCCGAUCGCCUCCUCGUCGACCACCACCUCGUCGUCGUCGAGCAGCGAUAUCUGGGUCACCACCUCGGAUCGCACGGUGACGAAGAGUCCGCGGAACGCCAAGAGCUCCGGCGCGUCCACGCCGAUGGAGGAUGCCGUGAUCGGCUCGCUGAAGACGCUGAUCGAGCCGCCGAAGGACGGCACGCUCUCGAGACCCGGCAGCGCGCCCACCAGAGGCGAGGAUUCUCUCACAGCCAACGUCAGUCUGGAUCCCCAUCAGCGAUCUCUAUCCCUGCCCAAGUCCUUUCUGACGCACAACACCGAGUGA
Pseudomyrmex gracilis is the source of this 3661-nucleotide messenger RNA. RefSeq lists its product as uncharacterized. The record is from RefSeq and is a predicted model, not a curated record. NCBI's taxonomy places the organism in Eukaryota, Metazoa, Arthropoda, Insecta, Hymenoptera, Formicidae. The transcript has 10 exons. The coding region runs from base 65 to 3661 and encodes 1198 amino acids.